This is a messenger RNA of Nymphaea colorata (pocket water lily), 2969 nucleotides long. Its product is annotated as protein VACUOLELESS1. The record is from RefSeq and is a predicted model, not a curated record. Gene Ontology annotation, molecular function: actin binding. Gene Ontology annotation, biological process: intracellular protein transport; endosomal transport; vacuole fusion, non-autophagic. Gene Ontology annotation, cellular component: lysosomal membrane; cytoplasm; HOPS complex. The coding region runs from base 193 to 2736 and encodes 847 amino acids. The transcript has 15 exons. Lineage: Eukaryota; Viridiplantae; Streptophyta; Magnoliopsida; Nymphaeales; Nymphaeaceae.
UUCAAGGACCCAACGAAUUCCGAAGCCAAACACUUCGUGGGAAACUCGUUUCCCAUCGUCCUCCCUUCUCUUCUCUCUCCACUGUCAGGCGCGGGCCUGUGUCGUCCCUCUUCCCUCCACGACCCAGCUGCCCUCUGCAAACCCUAGAGGCCCUAACCUCAGAGAGAGUGAGGCAGAGAGAGAGAGGAAGAGAUGGCCGCGACCGUGUCGGUGGCCGCGGAAUGGCAGCUCCUCUACAAUCGGUACUACCGGAAGCCGGAGCUGUAUUCCAUGUGCUGGCAGAAGAUGGAUCUCGGGCGCCACCGCGUCGCCUGCGCCCGCUUCGGCGGACCCAUCGCCGCGAUCCGCGACGACUCGAAGAUCGUUCAGCUCUUUGCGGAGUCGGCCCGGCGGAAGCUUCUCAUCUUCAAUUCCGCCGGGAUCCUUCUCGCUUCCGCUAUCUGGGACCAUCCCGGCGGCCGUCUCGUCGGUAUGGGUUGGACGGACGAGGAGUCACUUGUCUGUGUCGUCCAAGAUGGAUCCGUCUAUCGCUACGAUAUUCACGCCCACCCGAUCGAGCCCCACUUAUCGUUGGGGAUUGAUGCGGCCGACGAGAAUGUCGUGGAGUGCAUCUUCUGGGGCAAUGGAAUUGCCUGCCUCACCGAUGCCGCACGUGUCUUCUGCAUUCCCGAUUUGAAGAGCCCCCGGCCGUGCCGGCUGUGUGAAGCCGGACUCGUGCCCGGGGACAUGCCACUGUGCGCGGCGGUGAUCGAGCCCCAGUACACAAUGUCUGGGAACGUUGAGGUGCUGCUUGCUGUUGGCGACGGCGUGGUGGUGGUGGAGGAGGAGACGGCACAGAGGCAGGGCGAUGGAAUCGGGCCGCUGCAGAAGAUGGCGGUCUCGCCGAACGGGAAGUUCCUUGCAUCGUUCACGCAUGACGGACGGCUUCUUGUCAUCUCCACGGACUUCUCCAGAGUUCUCUUCGAAUUCAAUUGCGAGUCUGCUUUGCCCCCUGAACAACUUGCAUGGUGUGGAAUGGACAGCGUGCUGCUUUAUUGGGAUGACCUGCUCAUGAUGGUUGGUCCAUAUGGGGAUGCAGUGAGAUACACAUACGAUGAGCCUAUUAUUCUGAUUCCUGAGUGUGAUGGUGUGCGGAUCCUCUCAAACACAAGCAUGGAGUUUCUACAGCGAGUUCCUGACUCCACUGUCUCUAUAUUUAAAAUUGGAAGCACGGUACCGGCUGCCUUGUUAUACGAUGCGUUGGAUCACUUUGAUAGACGUAGUGCAAAGGCAGAUGAAAACCUCAGGUUGAUUCGUUCCUCCCUGCCAGAGGCAGUUGAAGCAUGUAUUGAUGCUGCUGGCCGUGAAUUUGAUAUUUCACGCCAGCGGACACUUCUUCGAGCUGCAAGCUAUGGUCAGGCCUUCUGCAGCCAGCUUCAACGUGAUCGCUUUCGGGAAAUGUGCAAAACUCUACGGGUACUAAAUGCUGUGCGCAACCAUGAGACUGGUAUUCCUCUAAGCAUUCAGCAAUACAAGGUGCUUACACCACCAGUUCUGGUUGCCCGUUUAAUAAAUGCACAUAGGCAUCUUCUGGCAUUAAGGAUCUCAGAGUAUCUUGGUUUGAGCCAGGAGGUGGUCAUAAUGCACUGGGCAUGUGCUAAGAUAACUGCUUCCUUGGCUACUCCUGAUGCUUCUCUUCUUGAGAUGCUGCUGGAUAAGAUGUCCCUAUGCAAGGGAAUUUCUUAUGCUGCUGUUGCUGCUCACGCAGAUCGCACUGGGCGACGGAAGUUAGCAGCUAUGCUUGUUGAACAUGAACCACGCUCCUCUGAGCAGGUUCCGCUAUUGUUAAGCAUGGGAGAAGAGGAUCGAGCCUUGACAAAGGCAACAGAAAGUGGUGACACUGAUCUGGUUUAUCUUGUUCUCUUCCAUAUCUGGAAAAAGAUAGAGGAGAAGGAUCCAUUGGAGUUUUUCACAAUGAUACAGUCAAGAUCUUUGGCACGUGAUCUGUUUGUAGCUUAUUCAAGGUACUACAAGCAUGAGUUUCUGAAGGAUUUCUAUCUAGCAGCUGGACAAUUUCAUGAUGUGGCUUUUUUGCUGUGGAGAGAGUCAUGGGAGGUAGGGAAGAACCCAUUGGCAAGCAAGGGUUCUCCCCUUUAUGGCCCACGUAUAAAGCUUAUUGAGCAAGCUCAGAAAAUGUUCUUGGAAACAAAAGAGCAUCCUUUUGAGGCAAAGGCUGCAGAGGAACAUGCAAAAUUGUUGAGGUUGCAACAUGAGCUAGAGGUGACCACAAAGCAGGCUGUAUUUGUUGAUUCUAGCGUCAGUGAUACAAUACGUACUUGUAUUGUCCUUGGUAAUCAUCGAGCUGCAAUGAGAGUGAGGACAGAAUUUAAGGUAUCGGAGAAGCGCUGGUAUUGGCUUAAAGUUUUUGCAUUGGCUACAAUAAGAGACUGGGAUGCUCUUGAAAAGUUUUCCAAAGAGAAAAGGCCACCAAUAGGUUACAAGCCUUUUGUGGAAGCAUGUAUUGAUGCAGAAGAGAAAAAUGAAGCCCUCAAGUACAUACCAAAGCUGGCUGAUCCUCGGGAGAAAGCUGAAGCAUACGCUCGCAUUGGCAUGGCUAAGGAAGCUGCAGAAGCUGCAUCGCAGACAAAAGAUGGUGAGUUGCUUGGCCGCUUGAAGUCAACAUUUUCUCAAAAUACGGCAGCAACUGCAAUUUUUGACACGAUACGAGAACGAUUAUCACUCCAAGGGGUUUCUUAGCUUUUGAUUUUGGUUUGUUCUUGUGUACUAUCUUUGUUGAACGAGAGAAGAUUUUUUUCGUUUCUUUUCCUUUUUAUAAUAUCUUUGUUGUAAGAAAAACGCAAAAGGAAAUUCUUCUGCCUUCUCUGGUACGUUUUUGGUAUCCCCUACUUGAAUCAUGCCCUCAGGCUUGUAUAUUGUAAAAAUGCUGAAUAAAUUAAAUGGCUUGAAAAGGAAAGCUUGUUUCAUGAGAA